Molecule: messenger RNA, 1470 nt
Organism: Alternaria ethzedia
Lineage: Eukaryota; Fungi; Ascomycota; Dothideomycetes; Pleosporales; Pleosporaceae
Exons: 1
Coding region: 1-1470 (489 amino acids)
Molecular function (GO): protein binding
Source: RefSeq, a predicted model, not a curated record
AUGUCGUUCCCGCAUUGCGCAUCUCCGCUGUUCGAGCUUCCACAGGAGCUUCUCGAAAUCGUACUCAGCUAUCUUCCUCCGUCCCAAGACGUGUCGAACCUUUCUCGUACCUGCAAAGCUCUGCACGCAAAGACCGUAGCGCAUCUAUACAGCAACAUCAGCAUGGAAUGGCAGGUCGUUCAAGCAACUCGCCCACUGACUGUUGCUGAUGUGGAUGUCCCACAAGCUCUGCGUCCCAACCUUCUUUUGCAAACGAUCUUGGCGAAUCCCGCGUACGCGCAAUCGAUUACCGCUUUGAAACUGCAGAGUACCGAGCUUGAGGAUCUUUGGUAUUCGUCACUUGUUAAUCCACGCAGACGGGAGCCUUUGGCGAAACUGCACCCGGAUGUUGCCUCAACUUGGACGAACGCGAAGCAGCGACUGGCCCUGAACGCCGUACGGGAUGCAGGGCUGGAGUGGCACCAUAGAGAACGCGGAGACCCUUUUGCAGUCGGCGGUUGCUCUUGGUAUGAAGCCAUCCUGAUGUACGAUCUGGAUGCUACCUUAGCGCUGCUCGUGUGGAUUUGUCCCAAUCUUGUAUCACUCGAUCUAGGGUUCCACAUCGGCGACGACGUAGUGUACCUCCCUGAGGUCUUGUGGAAGCUGUCCUCUGGUGAUGCGGAGUCACAAGCUCUAGGAUGUCGCAAACUUCGAAACGUUCAUCUCGGCCAUGUGCACAUCGCUGAGGAGGAGCAACCGAGUGACAGGUGGACUCGGGUCAGAUAUCUACACCCGCAUCUGGAUUGGAGGGGGUAUUGGGCUCUCUUUUGGUGCCCAGACAUCCAGAAGAUCGAAAUGAACCUGAUGGAUGAGACUGCACAUGCAGGUAUUCAGGAAGCAACAUCUCUACCUGCCUGCUCAACGUUGACGACACUGAGGCUUGGCGAGUCUUCAGUGAAACCAGACACACUCGCGAAACUGCUGUCGUGCACACCAGCUCUGAGGAGAUUGGACUACGAAUACUGGGUUCGCGAUCGGGCGUUCAUCACCGUGGAUUGCGCGUCGCUCAGCGCCGCGCUCAACAAUGUCAAGAGCAGCUUGGAACAUUUGAGAUUCUUCUGUCAACUGCAUUCGCCGGGGUCCGUUGACGUCUACGGGAAAUGCCAUUUUCGGGACUACCCCGUUCUCUCCUCCCUCCACGUAUCCCCUGCCGUGAUACUGGGCGGUGAGGCUUCUCUUUGGCCCCGAAUCGAUGAAGUCAUGCCAUCGAGUUUGGAGGAGCUGUGCUUUGUUGACGACGAUCUCCUCGAGUUCUGGAGCCCGAAGGAAUUGAUACCGUUGCUAGACGACUUUUUCCAGGGCGAUUGGAGAGCUAGAACACCGAAGCUGCAACGCGUGUACGCGACGGACAACAAGUCUUGGUUGGAUGCGUAUGGAACAGAAUAUCUGCGGAUGUUGAGCAAAGAAAAUGGAUUAAAAAAUGGUGAAUAA